Messenger RNA from Amyelois transitella, 645 nucleotides. RefSeq names its product ITG-like peptide (gene itg). Lineage: Eukaryota; Metazoa; Arthropoda; Insecta; Lepidoptera; Pyralidae. The transcript has 5 exons. The record is from RefSeq and is a predicted model, not a curated record. Bases 1 to 645 code for a protein of 214 amino acids.
AUGGCUCUCAACGCAUUCCUGGUCUUGGCUUGUGUGGCCACCGCCCACGCGUGGGGUGGACUGUUCAACAGGUUCAGCUCAGACAUGCUGGCAAACCUUGGCUACGGCAGGGGACCCUACCGCCACUACGCUUAUGGUCAGGUGGAACCAGAAGACGUAUACCCCGAGGCCCUGGAGUCAAACCGGAUCGAGGACGUGGUGGAGGAGACAGCCCACUGCUACAGCUCACCAUGCGUCACCAACGGAGACUGCUGCCGUGGACUCCUAUGCUUGGAGACAGAGGACGGAGGGCGUUGCCUGCCAGCGUUUACCGGCAGGAAACUCGGAGAAAUCUGCAACAGGGAGAACCAAUGCGACGCUGGACUGAUCUGCGAGGAAGUUGUUCCAGGUGAGAUGCACGUUUGCCGCCCGCCAUCUGCCGGUCGGAAACAGUACAACGAGGAAUGCAACGCUUCCAGCGAUUGUGACAUCACUCGUGGCUUGUGCUGCAUCAUGCAACGCCGGCACCGCCAGAAACCCAGAAAGAGUUGCGGAUACUUCAAGGAGCCGUUAGUCUGCAUUGGACCGGUGGCCACUGAUCAGAUUCGGGAAUACGUCCAGCAUACUGCCGGGGAGAAACGCAUCGGCGUAUACAGGCUCCAUUAA